AUGGUCGUUCUCUCGUUCAUCCUCACGUUCCUACUCGCCGCCCUUGCCCUCGCGCAGGAUGACACCACACCUUCCGAAUGGAAUACGACGACAUAUCUGACGCGACCAGAGCGCGAGUCGCUCGCAAGUGCCGCCGCGGCGCGGCUGGUUUCGAAGAUUGAUCCGACAACGGGCAGAAUCAACAGUCUGGGAUUUAGCUCUCAGGAUGUAAACCUCGCGGCGGUGCUCGCGCUCCAGGAUUAUCACAGGGGAAGCAAUACCUACCAGGAGGUGUUGUCGGACAUGUUUUCUACGUACUAUGCGGGACAUAACAACUCGUUCUUUGCCGCCCUACCGGUGAGUAGACAUGGAAAUAAUGAGGAUAUACAAUGGGGCCUCUCAGCAUACUACGCCUUUCGAGCGUAUGGGGACGAGACGUUCUAUAACCUCGCGAAGGAUUCAUGGGAGCGCGUGUACUCAUAUAUCGUCGACACGGGUGAUGCGCAGAAUGGAACACAGGCGACGAGGUCUGUGAGCUUCAAGACGGAGUGCCCCUCAUCCAAGGCUAUCGGAAAUGACUCCAAUAUCGGCGCGGUAUUCAUGUAUCCUGAUACGAAGAACGAUACUAGCGUCAACUCACAAACCAUGGGCCCUUUCAUGACCCUCGGCGCAUAUCUUUACGAGUCGAGCAACCGUACUUCUCAGUACCUCGCCUACGCAAAUCUGACUGGGCAAUAUCUCAACUAUCAUCUGUACAAUGGAACAAUCAUGCUCGACACUGCGAACGUCGCUACGUGCGCUGUGGACACCGCUACCGCGUUCACGUAUAACACGGGCUACGUGCUCGAGGGUAUCGCUGUUCUGGCGAACCAAAGCCUCACAAGUCUUGCGGGCACUGAUGACGGGUUGGAGAUGUAUCGGGACUGGUUAAACACUAUGGUUCCAGAGGCUAUCAAGUUCGUGGGCUGGACAGGAGAUGAUGGUGUCAUAUUUGAGGAGAACGCCGAUCCGGAUAAUUGGACGAGCGGCUUGAAAGCUGUCCUCGUGAGAGGUCUCCUCGAAGCUCGCGCCCGUAAUCCAGCGGCGGACUGGGCACCGCUCGUCGAUAACUUCGUCACAGUCCAAUACAAUGCCUUGCUGACUUCCAACGCCGCUGGGAGCAAUGACACAUACUCGACUGACUGGCGCACUGUAUCAAACGGGACGAUUGACUAUCCAGGAAGCAUCACGGCGUUGGAUGUUCUGAACGCUGCAAUCGUGACUCCAACAAAUGCGACUACUGAAGCCCCUUCGACGUCAAACAAGUCCGGCGGCACAAACGUCGGCGCGAUUGUUGGCGGUGUGAUUGGUGGCCUGGCCGCACUCGCCAUCAUCGGUUUCCUCUUGUUCCUCCUUCGCCGCCGUCAUAACCGCCGUAUACCGAGCUCGCGCGCCUUCCUUGACGAUAACGGCCGCCCGCGUCAGUCAAUGAUCCAGCCCUUCGUCGCAACCCACGGGCCGGCGUUCGCCGGACCCACAGGAACAUCCGAAUCGUACCCAUUCUAUCCAUCCUCCACCACCGAGCUUCAUUCCAAUGGCGUCCCAAACAGUAUCGGCGCCGCGGCAAUGCAUCCAAAGUUGCAGCGAAUGCAGCAGAGCUAUACAGCUUCGGAUACAUCCGCACACCAAGCGCCGCCAAGUACCAACCCACCAUCGUCGGCUGCGCCGACAAGCCCUACAAGCGACGAGCGCACACUUAGCCCGAGCGAGAUCUCGUCGCUCUUGAGGCGGCUCAACGGCAUCCUUGGCCGCAGCCCUGCCUCAGUGCUGCCGCCUGACGUGCAUAUGCUUGAGACGGAUGCGUACGAGGGCGCGCCGCCGCCGGACUAUCGUGACGCGGCUGGUCAGCGAUAG
Molecule: messenger RNA, 1872 nt
Organism: Peniophora sp. CBMAI 1063
Lineage: Eukaryota; Fungi; Basidiomycota; Agaricomycetes; Russulales; Peniophoraceae
Source: the annotation of a GenBank genome assembly